UAUUUAUACAAAUAGCAAAGAUUUCUUAAAGCAAAUAAACGUACAAAUCGAAAAAAACAAGCUUUCUUACAAAAAUCACAUCAUCUUCCCCAAACUAUUUUGUACGCUGCAAAAAAAAUUGCUAGAAAUCUAUUUUCCAUAAAUUUUCUCAUUGGCGCAUAUACGAAAAUAAAUUAAAAUAAAAUGCCACCGAAAAAGCGUAAAGACAAAGGCAAAAAGAAGAAGGAGUCCAUAAAGGAAGAGUCUCCGGAACCGCAAGUCAUAUUAUCUGACCCUUCUAUAUAUGACCAUGAAUUGGAUUUGUUGGAAGACCUAAACGAUGACUUCUUCUCAGCAGCAAACCUGACAAUACAAAAACUCAUGGAAGUGAACCACACUUACGAGGCUUCGAAAAUAAAAAAAUAUGUGGACUUAAUAUUCAAUUUACAUCGUCGCUUUGCCGAUGAGGUAAAAGAGACGUCCCUGCUGAGACCACAAGUGAUACGCGCGGAGAAUAAGUUGCGCUUAGCUUUGGAGCUGACUGCUAAUUCAGAAGAGGCUAUGGAAAAGCUGCGUGAAGCGCUUAGUAAGGCUUGGAUGGAGAGUGAUGCCUCGUUAUUGCGCGAACAAGACACACAGGAGCGUUUGCAGGAAGUGAUGAUAAAAUGCGAAGGAAUGGAGAGUAAGGAGGUGAAGAAACAGGAUAAUACAUCGGAAUUUGGCCAUUUAUCGAAGUAUAAAAAUAUUAUCUUACGUGAACGCGAUCGUCUCAACGGGGAAGUAAACGAUCUUGAGAAGCGUUUACAAUUUCAACGUUACUACUCCGAAUCUCUCGAGUAUAUGAACAAAAACAAUGAAGAGAAUAUAGUAAAGUUGAGUAUGCAAGUUCGCCAGCUCGAAACGGAGAAGGGCAAUUUUGAGAUCAAAAUUCGAAGUCUUCUAAACAACCUGGAUGAUCAGAAGGAGAUCAAUACGCGCACGGCCUUGAGAUUCGAUGCCGUGAAUCGUGAGUUAAUGGAAACUCAAAGGAAAUUAGCGAGAAAGGUAGCCGAUUUUGAUCAGCAAAAGCAUGCAUUGGAGAAAUUGCGUAAUGACAACAUAGUGAAUAACAGACAGAUACUUAAGAAUGAGGAAGAUAUAGCCGAUCUGCGUAAAGAGGUGCGUGAGAAUGAGGAUUUAAUUAGAACGUUGCGUUUGGAGGAUAAAGUAAAGGCCAAUACAAUAACUCAAUUAACCAAAAAAUACAAGAAAGCGGUGCAAGAUCAUAGCUCCAUCUCAUCCAAAUUGUACAAACUGAACCGGCUAAAUCAUACCUUGGGCGAAGAUAUAACGCGUCUAAAAAACCAAAUCAAUGCGUUGGAAAAGGAUGUGCUUAAUUCCACUUAUAAAUUCGAUGAAUUGCGCCGUGCCAAGGAGCACAUCCAACAUGAACGAGACGCAUUGCGCAGCGAUAUUGUCAAAUUGAACAAUCAGAUUGCAGACCUCAAACAUACCAUCAUGAUGCAGUCGAUUCAUAUCGACGGACUGCAAUUGGAUAUAAGCAAGUUGAAUGUGAAACUCGACGAAAUGCGAUUGAACGUAUCAAAAGCGGAGAAAGAGCGCGACGAAAUGGCGCAAGAGGUUGAGACCCUACAUGAGCGCAUCGAAUACCAACAAGAACAAAUACAGUUGAAAUCGAAUCAAGUUGCGGAUCUCAGCGAGAAAUUACAACAAAAGCACUUAACACUGAUCAACGUCAAAAAGCAAUUGGAGAUUGCGCACUCAGAGAAAAUGGGCCUCAGGCGAAGUUUGGAAACCUGCACGCAGGAGCGCGACAAUUUCCGCGUACUACAGACGAAAACGAAUCAUCAAAUACAACAACUCACCGCAGAAAUUAUGGUCAAUCAAAACAAGAUCGCCAAUCUGAAUCUGCAAAUAGAGCGUUUGAACAACGAAAAAAAGGAGCUCCAGUCUGAAUUGAAGAACAAGGAGAAUUUGCUGGCGAGUGUGCGGCGUGAUUUGCGUGAGAUUAAAACCAAAAAUGAGAAUCUACACAAGACUAUACACGAGGAUGGGUUGAAGUUCAUGAAAAUGUCACAGGACCUGGACGAGACGCGCAAAGAGAAGAACCUGAUUGGUUUGCAAAUGGUGCGACGCAAUGAUGAGAUCGUAGUGCUGCGCGACAAACUCUGCAAUACACAAGCGGCUUUGGAUCAAGGUCAGACCCAAUACAAUCAGCGCGUUGAGGAUAUCCGCCUGCUGAAAAUGGAAAUAGCCAACUUGCAAACGGAACGUGAUUGUUUGACGCGUGCCAUUAAGAGUACAGCAGAUAUGCGUGAAGAAAUCAUAAGAUUACAGCGUUCUUUGAACCAGGAACGCAUCAAAGUGCGUUCACUCACGGAGGAUGCGAAGACACCGACUGGAGUGCAUCGUUGGCGCAUACUUAAGGGUGAAGAUCCGAAUCGCUAUCAGUUGUUGGAGAAAGUGCAGAUGUUGCAAAGACGAAACCUGAAACAAGAGAUUCAUAAAGAGAAGAUUGAGCAAAAGCUGGAGGAAACUCAUCGCGUGUGUGACUCACUGAAACGAGUGGUAGAGAAUCUGCCAACAACAGAAGUUAAGCAAAAGCUUGUCGUGACGCAGCGUAUAAAUCGCUCGCAGCUAAAGAAAUUGAAAGCGCUUAGCGCUGAGUUAUCGAUCAAUCAAAUUGAACUGAAAGCGCGCGAAUGCAUUAUUGAAGAAUUCAAAGACUCGUUGAAGAAAGCAAAGCAACAACAAAAUUGUGAAGAACAAAGCGUUACAGAGCCGACACAGUCUGCGAUAUCAAGCGCUGUGGUGCCGUAUGUCUAUUCUAGCCAGGAGAAUUAUAUGGAUUGCAUUUUUGUGGAGACUAGCGAUCACAGCCAAGAUAUGCAGGAGCUUAAGACUGGUUUGACGGUUUGACUGCUUAACUCUAUCAACUGCUAAGUCUUUUUUUUUGUUUUUUUAAGUUGAAAUUUGAAAGCAUAUAGGUUUACAGGAAAACAAAUUUGCGACAAAAAAUGUUUGUGAAAUUUCUUAGUAGACAAAAACGAAUUUAAUUUUCUGGUGAUAUGCGAACCCUAUGGAUGUAAAGUUCUCUUGGCAUUGAAUGAAUAAUCAGAUCUUUACUGAGAUGCUGAAAAGAAGCAAAUGUACUCUAUUUUCAGCUUCUCAGUCUUGUGUGAUUUGUGCAUUCUUUGCCAAGAGCUUUCUUUCGUGGGAAUUCCACACUAGCAUUCCACUCCAGUUCAUUUCUUCGCAUGCAGUGAUAUCAUUUCCUAGCAAAUCUAAAACAAUUGUGAAUUGAUAUCAAAUUUUACUACCUACAAUUGAAAAAAGAGUUAAUUUUUUUUGAGAUUUCUUUAAAAAAAAUUAAUAUGUCAGCUAUUGUAAAUUCAAUAAACCAAUACCGUUUAUUAUA
This is a messenger RNA of Anastrepha ludens (Mexican fruit fly), 3397 nucleotides long. RefSeq names its product cilia- and flagella-associated protein 58. The record is from RefSeq and is a predicted model, not a curated record. Lineage: Eukaryota; Metazoa; Arthropoda; Insecta; Diptera; Tephritidae. Gene Ontology annotation, cellular component: cytoskeleton. Bases 184 to 2898 code for a protein of 904 amino acids. The transcript is spliced from 11 exons.